AUGACAUUUUCUGAAGCUGUAUGUGACGAUCUGAUCAACCCCGCUGCUUGCAACAUCGACUACAGGGCAUCUCACAUCGUCAACAGUGACGGCAGGACACAGUACAAGAGUGGGGGCAGCUGUACCUCCCCUGGGACCUGUGACAACUGUAAUGAAGGCUUUUACCCCACCAAUGAACGCUGCAGAAUGUGCAGCGCCAUCAGUAACUGUGAUCUGGAGACAUGCACCAGCAGCAGCAACCAGGUGUGUAGUCGCUGUGAGGGGGUCUUGCUGGACCAGGCAGGACACAGGGCAUAUGUGGCUUCUUCUGAUAGGAGAUCAUGCAUACAGGCGUGUUCGUGGCGGAGUGACAGCACCCGGUGUUAUCCCGGAACCUGCAGGAACGAGUACGCCAGUAACUGUGUCUGCUCCAGCGGCUUCACAGGGAAUCAUUGUCAGACAAUAACAACGAAGCCCACAAUACACCUCAACCUCCUUAGACUGACCGCCAGCAACGGUGACACGGCAGAGGCACCUCCCAACAUCAACAGUGGUCCAUCUCAGUCCACCAGCUGGUCAAACAUCAACUCUCCAUCCAGAAUGUACUAUAAGUUUACGGCUGAGUACAAAAUGGUACCUCCAUCCAGACAUGCCUUCAUUGAAGACUUCCGUGUGGGAAUUGUCAGUGGUUCUGCUACAUUCAAACUAAAGAGAGGUGCAGGUGUUGUCUCCACUAAGGUCUAUAACUGUGGAGGAGCCAGCCGAAGCAGCCCGGACACAGACCUGUACACCUGUGAAGGAAACCCACCAGGGACGUCUGUACUAUCUCUGCCCUUCCAACACAGAGAUGUUAUGGAAUUCACUUAUUCAACAAGUAAUGGAGGGUAUGUGAAGGUCCGGAACAAGGAGAGUAACACACUAGCGACCUACUACUACAACGGUGCCACACAGACCCACACCUUUAAUGUGUCCAUAGACCUGGUGGAUCCCUAUCACUGUACUGGUACUGCUGCCUGUGAUGGCAGCAUGCUGACUGUUCCCGAUGUUAUCAAGACUCCCACAGUGAACUUCCGCUGGAGUGGCUGGUCAGAUACUGAUGCAGGAGUCGACUACUUUGUCAAGGACGUGUAUGAACUCCACGCUGUUGGGGAUGUACUCAGGGAUAAACGUCGUGUUAAGACUACAACGUUGACAAGCUCAACGACGUCCAACAGCUACACACUGACUACGGCGGGCGUGUAUUCUGUCGUCCUAACUGCCUAUGACAAGGGAGGUAAUCACAGAAGUACAAGAAGAAUCCUGAUAUAUGAUGGUACUUCGACUGUAACAACACGAGCAAAUACAUCUCUCCGUGUGACAACAGCAUCAUCAGCAACAUCAGAGUGGCAAUCUACGUCAUCAUCAGUGACAGUAGACUGGACCAACAGAUACAUCAACACAGUCCACCACAACAACAAGUGGCUCCAUGGCGUGGCUUCUGUUGGUGACAUCAGCUCGGACUAUGACGAUAAGGAGGGUGACAGAAGUGUGGGUGCCAUCAACAAUGUUCAAGGUGUAACACAAUUCUUGUCGUCAUACAAAGUCGACCACCAAGGAGGGUCGUCCAUCACCAGUCCACCAGCUGAUAACCUGUUCACCAGUCAAGGUCUGAGUCAGUCACAGACCAUAACACCCUCACUAGUGGACGGGGACACUGUACGCUUCUGGAUACGAGCCUAUGACAUCAGACGGGAAUUCCUUGAAGAACAUGUGACAGUCCACAUCGACACAUCACCCCCAGUCAUAGAGAACCUUUGGCUAACCAGGGGAGACCGACUCAACAUCAGUGUACAUGGAGCAGAGGAGUUUUCCGAAAUGACAAUGGAGUGGAUUGCAUACGAUGAGCACAGUGGCUUGGAGACGGUGUCAUGGCGUAUUGUAGAUAAAUACCGGGGUUUAGACAUCGUGCAUGGAGUUCAGCACAUCACGGCUCAAGGGAACACAAGUAGUAUUGCUGACUGCAAGAGCGCCUACACUGAUGCCCCAAGGGGAGCUAACUGUUACUGCACGCCAGCCAAAGUUUGCUACCAUCGUCACUUCCAAGUAAAGCCCAUCGUAGUAGACAGUAGUCUCCCACAUGGUGGAAUAUUCAGCAACAAAGCAGGGGAUCACGACUCUGACUACUAUUAUCUAGAGGUCAAUGUCACGAAAACCUAUUCCACAUCCGCCUCCUGGACAGCGCCCUCUGUCGGCAAGUAUCACGUGACAGUGGUGGCCUUCAACCGAGCACUGGGAGCAUCUGACCCAGUGUGUUCUGACGGAGUGACUGUAGACACAACACCACCCAGUGUCAGUGAGGUGGCAGUGAGAGACUCUAGGGUGAUGGAGGGGCUGGUCAAGUCAUCAGAUAAUGUUGUGUGGUUCAUCGACGCCCACAGGAGACGUACCCUGGUGGUCAAUCCAGAUGGCAGUUGCAGUUCCAAGGCCACGCCAGUAGAUGACCAGAGAAUGUCCCUGUUUCCAAUACAUCGAUACAACAAUGGAAGUGGGAUGCAACUUGGGAUCAAUCCUGAGUGUAAAUCUUUACUAGCAUUGCCUGUCAGCUUCACCAACUUACUCUAUGUCUACAGGGAACACCACCUCUUCGUAAACUGGACUGGCAGUGACUCUGAGAGUGGUAUCUAUGACUACGAGCUGGGGCUGAUGUCAGAUCCUUCUGGUGAAGCAGCUCCAGAUGUCCUGCCCUACACGUCCACUCAUCAUCAUCCUCAGUAUCAGGGCUACCAUCCUCGUCUCAGUGAGGGGCAACAGUUCUACAUCGCCAUCAAGGCCAUCAACAAAGCUGGCAUCUCAACUGUCAGAGUUGUUGGACCUGUCACCGUGUAUACACGAUACCCUGCAUUUACUGGAUCAGUGACAGUGACGCUGAGACACAACUAUUUGAUUGCACGUUGGCCAGAGACAGCAUUCACAGACACUGGGUAUCUAAAAUAUGAAGCUGCAGUAGGAACUAAGGACGGCAAGUCGACAAUAAUCCCCUUCACGACGUUGCAGUCAGGAGGAGGUUGUACACUGACGUCGCCACCCACGUGUACAGCUGUUGCCCUCACAGACCUCCACUGGGACCUCCAUCACAGCCACACCUACUUUGUGUCAGUCAGAGUCACAAACAUAGUUGGACUGUCUACAGUGGCAGUGUCUGAACCCUACGUCCAUACCGUCAUGCCGCCUUUACGUGGUGUAGUAGAAGACGUUAUUCCAGCUGGAGAAGAAUCCUUGUUCACAAUACCGCGUACUGAUGACACAGACUACCAAAUAUCAACACGAACAUUAACAGCGAGAUGGUAUGGAUUUGACAAUGGAAUAACUGCCAUUACGUACACGGUUGGAAUUGGGUCUCAGCCAUUUACAACAGAUUUUCAGGCGCAUGUCUAUGUUGGAAGUGCAACCUUACAUUCUUUCACUGGUUUGAGCCUGCAUUGGAAAACGAAGUAUUUUGUGACUGUCAUGGCUGCUACCGAUGGCGGUGGAGACGUGACGGUGUCCUCUGACGGUGUGACGAUCAUCAGGCCCAAUGUUGACAUCACAGAUGUCAUUGUCAGAGAUGGCCUAGGAUGCAGUGAUUAUGUGAAUGGUGGUCUCCGAAGUGCAGUAAACCAGACGAGAUGUUCACGAGAUAACACAUACCAAGUAUCUACUUCAUCAUAUGCGGCCCACUGGGAUACACGCAACUGGCUGCUCAGUUAUCCUGAUGUACAAUGGAGUUUGCAAAAGAAAGUUCCUCGAACUGUGAUGGCGUGACUGUCAUAGCACAUCCUCCAACACCAGGCAAUAUAUCGCUGACGUAUCGGGAAUCUGACA
This is a messenger RNA of Haliotis rubra (blacklip abalone), 3819 nucleotides long. RefSeq lists its product as uncharacterized. The record is from RefSeq and is a predicted model, not a curated record. The transcript is spliced from 22 exons. Bases 1 to 3759 code for a protein of 1252 amino acids. Lineage: Eukaryota; Metazoa; Mollusca; Gastropoda; Lepetellida; Haliotidae.